AUGAAGCACGCUCUGCUUUUUCUGGGCAUACUUUUGUUGUCCACAUUAGGCUUCUACUCCACUGCACAAGGAGAUUUCGAUGUUCGCCAGCAUCUCUCUACUGUGACCAGAUAUGGAGUUGUGAAAGACAUUGCUGACAAUUCCUUUGUUCCUUCUGAUAUUCCUGAAGGAUGUGUUCCAAUCCACUUAAAUCUUGUGGCAAGACACGGAACCCGAUCUCCUACAAAGAAAAGGACAAAGGAAUUAGACCGUUUGGAAGAUAGUCUGAAAUCACUGAUAAGCGGUGCAAAAAAACAAAAUUUACCGUUGGAUAGAGUUCCUUCAUGGUUGCUUGAAUGGGAAUCUCCUUGGAAAGGAGGGAGCAAUGAUGGUGAAUUAAUGAGCAUAGGAGAGAAGGAAUUAUAUGAUCUGGGAAUCAGGACUAGGCAAAAAUUUCCAAAUUUGUUUGAUGAGGAGUACCAUCCAGACAUAUAUCCUAUAAAUCCGACUAAGAUUCUUCGAACAUCAGCUAGUGCUGACGCAUUUAGAAUGGGGCUUUUCAGUGGUAAUGGAGGCCGUGGACCAGGGAAGCACGCAGGUUUUGCUGUUCCACCUGAAAGUGAUGCCAGCGACAUACUUCUGAGAUUCUUUGAUAUAUGUAGUAACUAUAAGAAUUCCAGGGAAAGGAAGAAGCCUGUUGUUGAUAAACGCAAGGACCCUAUCUUGGAUGAGAUUACUUCUGCAUUGGUUGGCCGCUAUGGGCUGAACUUUGCAAGGGAGGAUAUAUCUUCUCUUUGGUUUUUGUGUAAACAGGAAGCAUCCUUGUGGGAUAAAACAAAUGGAGCAUGUAAACUUUUCAACUCUUCUGAGCUUACUUCGUUAGAGUGGACGGAUGACCUGGAGCUCUAUGAAUUGAAGGGUUGUAGAGAUCCACUAAACUAUAUAAUGGCAGUGCCUUUACUUGAAGAUGUUGUUGAAUCCAUGAAGCAAGCUAUUCAAGCUAGAGAAGAAAAACGAACGUCCGGAAGCUAUGAAAAGGCAAGACUUAGGUUUGCCCAUGCUGAAACUCUACUUCCUUUCUCAUGCCUGCUCGGUCUUUUUCAUGGGGGAUCUGAAUUUGAUCAGAUUCAAAAGGAGCAACCGGGGCAGCUCCCUCCAAAGCUUCCCCACAAAAGAAAAUGGCGGGGGAGCGCUAUAGUUCCUUUUGCUAGUAACAACAUGUUGAUCCUCUAUAGUUGUCCUGCAACAGAGAAAUCCACCAGCAGUUACUUUGUGCGAGUUCUGCACAAUGAACAUCCCAUGCCACUGCCAGCUUGUGGCCAUUCUGAUUUCUGUCCAUUUGAAGUAUUCAAGGAAGAGGUAUAUGGGCCUCAUGAGAAGCAUACGUUUGAUGCAAUCUGUAAUGAGAAGGUAGAACACACAGGUGACCAAGGAAAAGGCGAUGACAACCGCGAAGAUGAGCUUUAGGCUACUAUGGGUUUCAUUUAGCCCUUCUUCCUUGUUGGUGCCGCUUUACUAAUUUUCAGCAUGGGAGAAAGCAACUCUAAUGAAAUUGUAGAACAAUGUUUCUGUUGGGUUUCAUUUCGUGAAUUUUGAUAAAACUUAGCUCGACCUGUUACAAGUCAAAUCGAACUCAUUUUUCCCCCGUAUAAUACGC
This is a messenger RNA of Neltuma alba, 1636 nucleotides long. Its product is annotated as multiple inositol polyphosphate phosphatase 1-like. The coding region runs from base 1 to 1446 and encodes 481 amino acids. NCBI's taxonomy places the organism in Eukaryota, Viridiplantae, Streptophyta, Magnoliopsida, Fabales, Fabaceae. The transcript has 11 exons. The record is from RefSeq and is a predicted model, not a curated record. Gene Ontology annotation, molecular function: acid phosphatase activity; inositol phosphate phosphatase activity.